GGAGUUCAUUGUAAAGUGCACCGGAAGUGGAUCCGGCGGCUUUCUUUCCGUCGCGGAGGGCAUCGGCCGGCGACCAUUCCGGCGACCAUUGCGACAACUUCUCCACGGCUGCUGCGUCCACGUGGCGGUGGCGUGGGGACUCCCUGAAAGGAGAGCGGCGGGGCGCCCGGAAGUCGUGAGUCGAGUCUUCCCGGGCUAAUCCAUGCCGGGUUGGAGGCUGCUGACGCAGGUCGGCGCCCAGGUGCUGGGUCGAGUCGGAGAAGGCCUGGGUGCUGCCCUGGGCCCGGGAAACAGAACACACAUCUGGCUUUUUGUUAGAGGUCUUCAUGGAAAGAGUGGUACAUGGUGGGAUGAGCAUCUUUCUGAAGAAAAUGUCCCAUUCAUUAAGCAGUUGGUCUCUGACGAAGAUAAAGCCCAAUUAGCAAGUAAACUAUGUCCUCUGAAAGAUGAACCAUGGCCUAUACAUCCUUGGGAACCAGGUUCCUUUAGAGUUGGCCUUAUUGCCUUGAAGCUGGGCAUGAUGCCUUUAUGGACCAAGGAUGGUCAAAAGCAUGUGGUCACAUUACUUCAGGUACAAGACUGUCAUGUCUUAAAAUAUACUUCAAAGGAAAAUCAUAAUGGAAAAAUGGCAGCCCUGUCUGUAGGAGGAAAAACUGUAUCACGUUUUCGUAAAGCUACAUCCAUUUUGGAAUUUUACCGAGAACUUGGAUUGCCCCCGAAACAGACAGUUAAAAUCUUUAAUAUAACAGAUAAUGCUGCAAUUAAACCAGGCACUCCUCUUUAUGCUGCUCACUUUCGUCCAGGACAGUAUGUGGAUGUUACAGCCAAAACUAUUGGUAAAGGUUUUCAAGGUGUCAUGAAAAGAUGGGGAUUUAAAGGCCAGCCUGCUACGCAUGGUCAAACGAAAACCCACAGGAGACCUGGAGCUAUUGCAACUGGUGAUAUUGGCAGAGUCUGGCCUGGAACUAAAAUGCCUGGAAAAAUGGGAAACAUAUAUAGGACCUCAUACGGACUGAAAGUGUGGAGAAUAAACACAAAGCACAACAUCAUCUAUGUAAAUGGCUCUGUACCUGGACAUAAAAAUUGCUUAGUAAAGGUCAGAGAUUCUAAACUGCCUGCAUAUAAGGAUCUCGGUAAAAAUCUACCAUUCCCUACAUAUUUUCCUGAUGGAGAUGAAGAGGAACUGCCGGAAGAUUUGUACGAUGAAAACGUGUGUCAGCCCAGUGCGCCUUCUAUUACAUUUGCCUAACAUCUUUGGAUGUGGCAGAACCUUACAUAUUCUGUAAGCUUCCAUGAGCCAGAGUGAUAGAAUAACCACCAGAAAUCAUAUUCUCCUUUCUUAGUCACAACAAAAUCACACAUGUCAUCUUUGUCAAGGGCAUAAAUAUAUCAUUCAUAUCCCCAUUAAAUUUUGUUAGAAAAAUUACCACAUUAAAUAUAUGAGUUAAGUAGAUUGGAUUUGCUGAAAUUGGUGUUUGGCAUAUUAGCAAAAUAUUCUUAAUUUGUGGACUCGAUUCUUUUUUACUACAUAUUUCCCAAGUUAUCUUAAGAUGUCUGUAAAUUUAACUUUUAUUAAAGUUUUGUCAAUCUUUGUGAAAUAGUGGUUGUGGAACAGUAGAAAACCAUAUGGGGACUAUAGUGCAACCUAUUUGAGUAGAGAAACCAUUUGCUAAAAUGGAGAAAGUAAAUAGAUUUUUAUUUAAAUUACAGAAACGUGUUAAAGGCCGGACAAAGGAAAGACAAUAAAAUCACAAAUUAUCGGUCCUGUUUA
Symphalangus syndactylus (siamang) is the source of this 1771-nucleotide messenger RNA. RefSeq names its product mitochondrial ribosomal protein L3 (gene MRPL3). Gene Ontology annotation, molecular function: structural constituent of ribosome. Gene Ontology annotation, cellular component: mitochondrial large ribosomal subunit; ribosome. NCBI's taxonomy places the organism in Eukaryota, Metazoa, Chordata, Mammalia, Primates, Hylobatidae. Gene Ontology annotation, biological process: translation. The record is from RefSeq and is a predicted model, not a curated record.